Syzygium oleosum is the source of this 2271-nucleotide messenger RNA. RefSeq names its product probable plastid-lipid-associated protein 14, chloroplastic. Bases 178 to 2199 code for a protein of 673 amino acids. The transcript has 14 exons. Lineage: Eukaryota; Viridiplantae; Streptophyta; Magnoliopsida; Myrtales; Myrtaceae. Gene Ontology annotation, molecular function: protein kinase activity; ATP binding. The record is from RefSeq and is a predicted model, not a curated record. Gene Ontology annotation, biological process: protein phosphorylation.
UCCCACGUUCCCCUCUCUCUCUCUCUCUCUUCAUGUACUCUCCCUCCCUCCCUCUCUCUCUCUCCCUCCCAACUUCUCCCCGCAAGCUCCAGUUCCCGCCUCUCUCCCUCAGCCCAACCAUCUCGAUCGCCGCCGCCGCCGCCGCCGCCGCCGGCCGUCUUCUCCGGUAAUCAGUCCAUGGCAUUAUGCGGCACCAAUAUGUCUCGGGGUGUGGAAAGCAUAGAAGCAACACGUUUGAGAGGAAACCUGUCGACUUUUCUUGUAAAACCUUCGUCUGCAUAUUUUGGUGGACCUUCAUUGUAUAUGCCGCCCAGGCGAUGUCGGAAAAUGUGCUUCUCUUUAUCGAGAAGAUCUUCAACCCCCGUGGAAUCAAAGGGUGUUGCUGAGAGUUCUCGUUCGGUUUCCGUGGAUGAAGAAUUGGAUCAUGUUAUAAGAUUUCAGAUGUCUGACUUUAAGGUUCUUGAUUCUGUCAGCAUUGGCCUUGGCGGACGGGCAGAUGAGGUGGUCUUUGAAGCCAUAGCAACGGAUCCCAAGAGCCCUCUGUAUAAUACAAGAGUUGUUCUUCGACGACUCAUCUCUUCUCAAGCUAAACGUCGUGGGAAACGAGCUAUUGAGGUACUGAAGAAGUUGGUUCGUCAUAAAAUCAUGUACUAUUCUUAUUCAAUGCAAGUUUAUGGUUACAUCUCAUCUCGGAGCAGUCGUGGCUUACUCACGCUGGUCCAUGGGUAUCAUGGCAGUUUUUCGCUGAGACAUUGGCUUCAACAAGUUGACUGGCUCCCAACACUAGAGGCCACUCUUGCAUUGGAUGAGGAGUCUGUUAGAAGGGUAGGAGAUGAUACAAUCGGAGGACCAGCAGUCACCCGGAAAAUGAGGCUUAUUCGCAUAUUAAUGAGGGAUCUUUUGAUUGGCGUGAAUUACUUGCAUAGUCAUGGCCUAGCUCAUACAGAGUUGCGACUUGAGAAUGUGCACAUUAGCCCGGUGGAUAGACAUAUCAAAGUUGGCAUACUGGGAAAUGCGGCGGACUUUUAUGAGGAGGGGUCAAUUAUAUCAACAGUGGAUAGCAGCCUCGAUAGACGACAGAUGAUGAUUGCAUUUGACAUGAGGUGUGUUGGGUUCAUGAUGGCAAAAAUGGUGUCACGGGAACUCAUGGAUCCAUUAAUCUUUGCAAAAUUCAAAUCAUUCUUUGCAAAGGGGAAUGACCCCUCAUGUCUGCGUGAAUUUUUGCUGCAAGUCCUAGACAGGAACUCGUCAUCUGGUAAUUGCGGACUUCAAAUACUUGAUCGGAAUUGGGGUGCCGGUUGGAAUCUCUUGUCUCUACUGCUUGCAACCAAACCAUCCAGAAGAAUCAGUUGUCUGGAGGCCCUGAGACACCCGUUUCUGUGUGGACCAAGAUGGCGAGUGAUGCCAUCAAUGAAUAUAAUCAGAUGGGGUCUUGGUUCGACUGCUGUAAGAAUUACAGAGGAAUAUAUCUAUGUUCAGCGUCAGCGCGGUAGGCUGGCCCACUUUAUUGAAUUAAUGGAGAUGCUGAAUCCUCAUACAAAGCCAAAGAAUUGGCUGGAAUUGAUGCCGGGAAAAUGGCGUCUCUUGUAUUACACUGGAAGGCAUAUAGGACUGACUCUCCGCCAACCUCCUAUCCGGGCGCUUAUAGGAAAUGCGCACCUUGUUGUCUCAAGACCAUCUGAGUCGAGCACUAAUCUUUCGAUGACAUCUGAGAUUAGCUUUUCCGCCUUGAUUGGCCCGGAUUGGCCCCACAACAAGGGCGGUGUAGCUGGACAGUUGCAAGUGAACUCUGUUUUCAAUUUAAAAGCCGGUAGACAGCUCUAUCUGAAGGAGGAAAAUAGCAAGGGCUAUUUUUCGCUCAGUCAGUCGAUCGACCGAGAUGCUUUGUUCCAGAAACUUGCCAGUGGAAGGUGGGGAAAAGCUAUUCCUUAUAAGGAGUUCCCUUCGAGCCUUCCUGUGGCCACGUUCGUGUCCGAUGACAUCGAGCUCUUGCUCAACCUCGGUCGGCCAUUGAAUCAGGAGGUUGAUAGUGCCAAGAAAGUACUCCAAGAAGUCAGAACCCAAAUCCCUCCCGAAAUGUUUGACUUGUCGAGACUCGUGUGUGGUACGUAUGUCGACUCCAGGCUUCUAGUGCUUCGGAGUGUCAAUGGGUCGGCCUUGUUGUUCACGAGAUCUUGUGGGGAUGAAAAUCCAAGGUGAUGAGGGUUUCUUCCUUCCGGCCACGGUCUGUAACAGUUCAGUACAUAGAAUGGUACAGCAUUCUUCUGGUUC